AUGCCCGGGAAAACGUCGUUGCGUGUUGGACCCGAUGGGGUUGCCGUCGUCACCAUCAACAACCCACCUCUCAAUCUGCUCUCUGUUGACGUGAUGCUUAGCUUGAAGGAGAAUAUUGAGGGGGCUCUAUUGAGAGAUGACACGAAAGCCAUUGUAAUUACCGGUGUCAAGGGAAAAUUUUCUGCUGGAUUUGAUGUGACAACAUUUGGUGGUCGUCGAGAGAAAAAGGAGAAAAAAGAGCUGGGGUUUAUGUCAAUUCAUAUUGUGACCAAUACUUUGGAAGCUGCGAGAAAGCCUGUUGUAGCUGCUAUUGAAGGCCCUGCUUUCGGUGGUGGACUGGAAAUUGCACUUGCAUGUCACGCUCGCAUAGCGACUCCCUCUGCACAAUUAGGCCUUACAGAGCUUCAGUAUGGGAUUCUCCCUGGUUUUGGAGGUACACAAAGACUUCCACGACUUGUGGGCCUUAGGAAAGCUCUCGAAAUGAUUCUGAUGUCGAAACGAGUAGAUGGUGAGGAGGCUCGAAAUAUGUCCCUUGUGGAUGCCUUAGCUCCUGCAGAUGAGCUUCUUGGAGUAGCUUGUCAGUGGGCUCUGGAUACAUUUGAGUGUAGAAAACCAUGGAUGAUUAGUCUUUACAGAAACGACAAAUUAGAACCCCUGAGAGAAGCUAGAGCAAUACUUAAGUCAUUCCGCCAGCAAGUCCAGAAAGAUAAUCCAAAUGUUGUUCACCCUUUAGUAUGUAUCGAUAUCAUUGAACAUGGAAUAAUUUGCGGCCCUCAUAAUGCCCUAUGGAAGGAAGCAGAAGCUCUUGAAGAACUUCGACAAUCUAAUACAUGCAGGAGCCUUAUACAUGUAUUUUUCGCUCAGCGUGAAGUUCUGAAGAUCCCUGAAAUAUCUAGGAUGAACCUUCGGCCAAGAAAAAUAGAGAAGGUUGCUGUCAUUGGUGGGGGAUUAAAUAGUUGCGAAAUUGCUACUUUGUUGGUCCUCAGAAAUUACCAAGUCAUUCUGAAGCUGGAUAAUAAGAAGAAUCUGUUGGAGGAGAUCGGCAGAGUGAAAGAAAAUUUGCAAAUUCAUGUCGAGAAUGGGAAGGCAACUCAAGUAGGCGUUGAGAAAGCUUUCAAUCUGUUAGCUGGUGCUCUUGAUUAUGAGAACCUCAAAGAUAUCGAUUUAGCUAUAGAGGCUGAAUCUGAAAAUUUACCAUUAAAGCAAGAGAUUUUGGCUGAACUCGAGAAAUCUUGUUCUCCACAUUGCAUUUUUGCCACCAAUACCUCAAGAUUCAGCUUAAAAUCGAUUGGAGAAAGAAGUAAAUCCCAGAAUCAGAUUGCCGGGAUCCGUUUUUGCCUCCAGCCAGUAACACCUCUUAUGGAAAUAGUUCGUACAGAGAGUACAUCACCUCAAGUAAUAGUUGAUUUAACAUAUUUCGCAAGAAAAAUUCGUAGAACCCCAAUUAUCAUCCGUGACAGGAAAGGCUAUUCAGUCGACAAUAUGUUGGUUGCAUAUUUGCAUUCGGCAUUAUUAAUAGCUGAACACGGUGUGGAUGUUUACCGGAUUGAUCAGACUCUUCAAAGCUUUGGAAUGCAAUUGGGUCCAUUCAGAAUGAUUGAUAUAGUUUCAUUUCAAGAUUUCAAGGUGACAGGUGACAAAUUUGUCGAGAAUCUCCGGGAUAAAUCUUACAGGCCAAAACUGAUUAAAGUUUUACAACACGAAGGACUUCUGGGUGAAUGUAAUGGUAAGGGAAUCUAUGAAUAUGACAAUCAUGGCAAGGCUAGCCCAAAUCCAAAGAUUAUGGACUACGUUCGAAAAGCUAGGACUGACUUGAAUAUGACCAGCGACCUCAAGAUGACAAACUUGUCUGAGGAAGAGAUGAUCGAGAUGAUCUUAUUUCCCGUUCUAAACGAAGCAUGCCGUUUAAUCUCCGAAGGCAUUGUAAUAAGGUCAUCUGAUCUUGAUGUUGCCUCGGUCCUCGGAAUGGGGUUCCCAUCAUACAGGGGAGGAAUUAUUUACUGGUCCAAUUCAUUUGGGCCAAAUUAUGUAUAUUCAAGAAUGGUGACUUGGUCAAAUGAAUAUGGAGGGUUUUUCAAGCCUUGUGACUAUUUGAGGGAGCUAUCUGCAAAUAGGAUAUCUCUGGGAAGAGAAACAAAGCAGCACAAGCCAAAGUUGUAA
Messenger RNA from Striga hermonthica, 2160 nucleotides. Lineage: Eukaryota; Viridiplantae; Streptophyta; Magnoliopsida; Lamiales; Orobanchaceae. The record is from the annotation of a GenBank genome assembly.